Messenger RNA from Trichoderma citrinoviride, 1182 nucleotides. RefSeq lists its product as hypothetical. The transcript has 2 exons. NCBI's taxonomy places the organism in Eukaryota, Fungi, Ascomycota, Sordariomycetes, Hypocreales, Hypocreaceae. The coding region runs from base 1 to 1182 and encodes 393 amino acids. The record is from RefSeq and is a predicted model, not a curated record.
AUGGCCACCACGCCCCCGCCGAUGGCUGCCGUGCCCAUCCUCGAGCAGCUCUGCGUCACCACCGCCAUCAUCGGCCUGCUGGCCAUUGGCGGCAAGACCAUUGACUCGCUCUACGAGAUGAACACGAGCCCCGGCCGAGACACGGCCAUCCUCAACAAGGCCCUCCAGGAGCUCAAGCAGUGCCGCUCCUCCGUCCACAUCCUCUACAAGAACUUUUCCCUGCUCGAGGCCGGCGCGCUGCCGUACCCCGACCGAGCGACAUGGAUCAGCACCGACGACCUGGUCGCGACGCUGACCGACACCGUUCUGGCCGUCUCCGACCUGCAAGAGGCCAUUGAGCCCAUCGAAAAGUGCCAGGGGCUGGCCGCCCGUGUCGCCGUAUGCGCUCAGCACGCCCAGCGGCUGUCCAACCUGUCUACGAGGAUACGGUGGCACAAUCUGACCAUGAACAUGAUGAUGACCAUUCUUAAGUGCCCCGCCGAGCAGGAUGCCCAGAACAGCAGGCUGGGCCUCGAGCGACGAAUGACCCGGCUGCUCUCCUCCAACAGCGACCUCGCCCUCCGCAUGCGCCGCCUCCGAGACACCUUUGGCGCCCGGUCCAUGGCCCGGCGCGCCAUUCCCAACUACGCCCCCGUGGCCCAGAAUGCGCCGCGGCUACCAGCGGACCGCACAUCCUCGGCCUCGUCCAUCUCCGAGUUAUCAGCAUCGACAACGUCAGCGCAGUCGGGGCGGCAGACGGCCGCGGAUAGCGAAGCAGCCCCUCAGCCUCGGCUCUGGUCCAUAUUUUCCGGCUAUAACCUGGCCGACAUUCCUGUCCUCUCCAUGAUUCCUCUCCCCGUGCUCACCCUCGAGCUCCGCGACAACGAAUUCUACACGUUCGACUUUGCGCAGCGCGUCAGCGACGACUUGGUUGAGCUCAUGCAGCUUGACCCCGGCCAGCAAGGCACCAGCAAGAUGCUGCGCGUCAUAUUAUCCAAGCCGGUGGUGGCUCUGCCGCCAGGAACCGCCGGCAUGAACACUACACCCAACACCACUACCGUACCGCUCGACGCCCCGGCCGUUGCUCCGGCAAAUACAACGACCACGACAACGACAAAGUCUGAGUCCGUGCGCAUGAGCAAGAUGAUUAAAAGCUUCAAGAACCCGCUCAAGCACCACAUUCGGCGGAAGAAGCUGAAAUGA